GUGAUCAAACAUUUAACAGUGGAGAGUGAGGUGGUAACUGAGAGGAAAGAAGCUGGACCGCAGCUCUGCUCUCACAGCCUGUACUCUGCAUGCAGCCAACCUGUCCAUCACAGUCUCAAAAUGUACUCCUUACAUCACUGAACUGUGAAUUUAUGUUGUACUAAUUGUUAUAAUACAACCUAUAAUAACAUCAAAUUUCCAUAAGGACACUCUUGGAUGUUUCCAAGCUAUUUCUCUUUGCGCUGCUCAUUAAUUAAAACCACAACCUGGCUAUUGAAACCAAGCGUAGCACGGCAGUGCACUAUUUUUGCAUGACCCACUGAUUGCAAGAGUAUCCAGGAUUGCUUUUGACUUCGAAGAAGGAACCUUGAGCCCUUAACCAUCUUCUGACUGUUUGCCCAACUGUAGCAUUUGGGUGUGGAGGGGUUGUUUCAAGUUAGGCCUCUGGAUGCUGGUUGAAGAUGACUUGAGUUGGCAGGCUUAAAAGCCCCUUACCCAGAGACAGAGAGAGAGACAGUGAAAGAGAGAGAGAGAGAGAGAGAGAGAGCUUGGCACUAGGACACGUGCACAACACACAAAUGUGGGUGCCGAGGCGGCUUUGAGCCAUGCUGGUGUUGCUACUUGUGGGGCCCUGGAGUACAGGCUAUCAUCAUCCGUAUCAUCAUUCACCCAAGCUGAGGAAGAUUCAACGGCCCCAAGGAACGAGGCUACACUUCUGAACGACCUAAAGAAGACUGGGAAACUGCACUAACACAGAGAAUCCACAGCGACGUCCUCAAAUCACACCUAUAGACACACUAAUACGCCUCUCCACAAAUCCUUGAUACAAGGAAAACAAAGCUGCGGCAGACGUGAAAGGCACAGAGACCAAGCAGGAGCUGUGCACCAACAUGGCAGCUGAGAGUCUUGCUGAGCUCCGUGAUUGGCUCUUUCUGCUCCUCCUGUGCCUCACCUUAUUGGCUGAGGUGCUGGAACUGGCGGCAGCGGCAAUUGCCAUGGAGACGGGCGAGGGAGAUGAGGGCAUUGUUUGUCCCUUAGUGUGCCGCUGUGAUGAGGGUUUUGUCUACUGCAACGACCGUGGCCUCAGUAUAAUUCCUCCACUUCCAUUAACGGCUGCCAUCCUCUACUUGCAGAGCAACCGGCUGAGUAAUGCCGGGCUGCCUCCGUCACUGGAACGCAGCACUUCCAUACGAGUGAUUUACCUGUAUGCCAACCAACUGGAUGAAUUCCCUAUACACCUCCCGCCUUCAUUACGGGAGCUCCACUUGCAGGAUAAUAAUAUACGAACGUUACCGCGAUCAGCUCUGGCCAAGUUACCAUUAUUAGAACGUUUACACUUGGAUGAUAACUCUAUAUCCACAGUUAGCAUCCAGGAGCGAGCUUUUUCUGGGACUCCACGGCUUCGACUGCUGUUUCUGUCUCGGAACCAUCUGUCAAGCAUCCCUGCGGGCUUGCCAGCAUCCUUGGAAGAAUUGCGACUAGACGACAAUAGAAUCAGCACCAUCCCGACUCAUGCCUUCCGUGGGCUAUCCUCUUUGCGGCGCUUGGUCUUGGAUGGGAACCUGCUGGCCAACACACGCAUUGCAGACGACACCUUUUCCCGUCUUUCUAACCUAACUGAGCUGUCACUGGUCAGGAAUGCCUUGCAGUCCCCGCCAGUCAACCUGCCUUCAGCUCACCUUGUGCGGCUCCAUUUGCAGGACAACGGAAUGACCCACAUACCAAGAGGGGCCCUAGAUGGGAUGCGGCGGCUACAGAGGCUGGACUUGUCAGGCAACAAUCUGACCAGUCUCCCUCGAGGACUUCUGAAGGACACAGAAAGCCUGGAGUUGCUGCUGCUGAGAGGAAACCCCUGGUACUGCGGCUGCAACCUUCGCUGGCUCCACGCCUGGCUACACGGCCGAGGGGCUGCAGUGACAGUCAGGGGUCUGUCCUGUCAGGGGCCCGAGGCUGUGAGAGGCCAGAUCCUCAGAGACCUAACCUCCCUGAUGGAGCAGUGCGAAGGCCCCCCUGCUGGUCCAAGUACUGGCAUGGGGGUGAACCCACCAGAUAAAGAUGGAGGAGAGGAUGGUGUUGGAGGGGGCCAUGCGGUGGCUUCAGUUCCCCAUGGCAGCACCACCACCACCUCUCUGUUGGUUCCCACACAAGGUUCCCUCUUCACCCUGCGAGCCAAGCGGCCAGGCCUGGUAAUGCCUCUGCCUCCAGGUGAAGGGGGACAGGUAUCUGGAGAGGCCCUGGACCUGACUGUAAAACCUCUCUCUUCGGACAGUGUGCUGGUCAGCUGGUUGUGUCCACAGCCGGCACCCUCAUUCCGCCUGUCAUGGCUGAGGUUGGGUAGCAGUGCAGCUCUUGGUUCCAUAACAGAGACUCUUGUACCCGGAGAGAGGAGGCAGUACAUCCUUACCCAGCUCACACCACGCUCCCAUUACCUCAUCUGCUUGCUGCCACUACGACAGGAGCCUUCCUUUGGGGGGUCAAGCAUGGGGUCAUCUCGAGUUGGCAGCAUUGACAUGGACAAUAAAGACUCGUCCCCGGCCUGUGCUCAGAUAGAGACUGGAGAAGCUUUGGUAAACUCCGGAGGGGAGGGGUCAGAUAAGGAGGGACAGGACUCAGAGCUAACAGCCUUGCCAUUGGCUGGGAUCAUAGGGGGUGCCACAGCAUUGGUAAGCCUGCUGUUAAUCUUUGGCAUCUUCUGCUGGUAUGGACAAAGAGCAGGUUACAUGUCAGGAGACACAGGCUCAUAUAGCAGGGGCCGUGGUGGAAAACAUUAUGAUGACUAUGUAGAGUCGGGCACCAAGAAAGACACUUCCAUCUUAGAGAUCAGGGCCCCCCCUGCAGGGUUUCAGAUGACAGCUAUGGCCCAUCAGCCCCUGCAGCCUAAGCUGGAGGAUGUCACCUAUAUCCACACCAUUUUCCCCUCUUCCUCCUCUUCCUCCCAAGCUAACGGGACCUACCGGAGCAACCACGGAGCUGGCAGCCUCAAUGGCACCAUCCUCAGCCAAACCAGCCACCAUCAUGUCACUUAUGGUACCAACCGUGGCUACAGAGAGGGUGGCAUCCCCGACAUAGAUUAUGCCUACACGUGAUGAUACAGGGACAUACUCCCUGAGCCACGAAUGCCAGGUGCCAUUUCUAUGAUGACGACCCCUUGGCCAGUGGCCAUUUUGUCCUUGGUUUCCAAAGUACCCUCUGUGCCUCUGCUGGUUCAACUUUGAUUGGUUUGCUAAGUAGAAAAGACUGAUUUCAGCUAUGUUGAUUGGACAUUGCUAUUGAGUGACAGAAGUAACAGUCCUACUAUAAUAUCUACUACUGUAUAUUACAUAAUACAGUAGACCCUUCUUUCUGCGCUACUUAUAGUUAUAAAUGGUUACGUUUUCUCUUUUGGAUAUCUCAGUGUCUUUCAAACCUACUGUUCUUCUCAGCUCAUAAUAAUA
This is a messenger RNA of Thunnus maccoyii (southern bluefin tuna), 3434 nucleotides long. RefSeq names its product fibronectin leucine rich transmembrane protein 1b (gene flrt1b). NCBI's taxonomy places the organism in Eukaryota, Metazoa, Chordata, Actinopteri, Scombriformes, Scombridae. The transcript has 2 exons. Bases 891 to 3086 code for a protein of 731 amino acids. The record is from RefSeq and is a predicted model, not a curated record. Gene Ontology annotation, molecular function: protein binding.